UGGAGAAUGGAGGGUGCCAUUACAAGUUAAAUGUAAUGCUUCUCGUGAGUAACCUAAUACCACUUUUUGUUGGUUGGCAACUUGACAUUUAAUUAGUCAUGUUAGUGCUUUUUUAGUCUUAAUCUCUUAGUUUCCAUAAGGUAUAGUAAGAUUUUCAGACAUGGGAUGCAUAGGGUCAACUCCAAAGGAUUCUUGUGGAAAUAGAAGGCGGCCAGGGAGUAUCGGAGAAGUUUCAGUAUAUGUUCCUGGUUUAAGAAUUCCGAAACCUGUUGAUUUUAUUCAAUCACUUGGUGAUUAUUUAUCGAAGAAUUUAAUUGAACGGCUAUCUGCUCUUAGAACGCGUAUAGUUGUAAUAGCUAGCCAAGAAGGUCCAACAAUUACAAGAACAAAAAGAAAAAGUGUUACUCAACAUGGUGGUUCGACGCUGGCUACUCUUCUGCAGGCUCUUGAAGAUUACUUGCCGGUUCUUCUGGGAUUAGUUAAAGACGGAAGCCAUUUACAAUACAAAGUACAAUUUGUUUGGAUGAAUCAAGAGGAUGAUAAAGAGGAAACAACCAUGUCUAAUGCUUGGUAUGAGGUGUUGUCGGUUUUGCAUUUGAUGGCAAUGUUACUACUGUCACGGGCUAAUUUGUUGCUGCUUCCAAGAUCAUCCAGUGAUGGUCAUCAGCAGAAAGUAUCGGACGAAAACAGACGAACUUCUAUUGAUAUCUUCUUAAAGGCUUCUGGAUAUCUUGAUUGUGCUGUCAAACAUGUUCUUCCACAGCUACCUGCAGAACUCAGGAGAAACUUACCAGUUGACCUAGCAGAAGGAGUUCUCCGAGCACAAUCUCUACAAGCGUUAGGACAGGGUGUAGAUAUACAACUUGGAAUGGCGAUUGAUAGUGCUAAAGCAACUCUUGCAGUGAAGCGUAGACUUGCAUGCGAGAUGUUGAAAUGUUGGCAACAGGCUCAAGAUAACAUUAUGAACCUUCCGCUAUCAAAUGGUUGGGGCGAAAAACAUCACCUUCUUGUCAAAUGGAAAUAUGUUGAAGCUAAGGCUGCAGCAUAUUAUUAUCAUGGUUUGAUUCUUGAUGAGGGAAAUACAGAGAAGUCUCAUGGGAUGGCAGUAGCUGCUUUGCAAGCAGCAGAUGAAUAUUUCAAAGAAAGCAAGAAAUUGUGUGACGCAUUCAACACGUCUCCUCCAUUGUCAAGAAAUCCACCACUUUGGGGGACCAUGAAGUAUCUCUCUGAAAAAAUUCCUAAGGAUACUUCAAGCAAGGUGCGAAUAAAUCGCGAUCUAUACACUCACGAAAGGAUCAUGGAGACAGCUCCAACAUUGCCUGAAUUUUCCUUGGCAUUGAAACCAGAUGAAUAUCAACUUCCACAAGUGGACUCUUCUUGGAGAACAGAGAACAUUAAAGUGACACAAACUCAUUCUAAUCAUCUUAAUGGUGACAAAUGAUAAAAUACUUAGAAUUUGCCAAUUCUCAAAGAAUUGUUAUCUUGUUUGAAAGGUGCAACUCAAAGAAGGGUGUUUUUUACAUUUUGGUCAAUAGGAAAAAUAAAUUAGUUUUUUUUUUCCUAUCUGUACUUUUCUUCUAUUUUUUAUUAUACUUUAAUAUAUUGAUUUUUUUCUUCUUCUCUUAAUCCACAUAAUUGAAAGAGAUAUUGCAAAUAGUGCUUCCAAUGGCUUUGAAUGAAAACUUGUCCCUCAGGGAACACAAUAUAUUUAGGUUUCAAUGGAUUCAGCAAAAGAGUAAUAAUAUUUGUGUCCUCUAAUUAUUUGUU
Molecule: messenger RNA, 1767 nt
Organism: Trifolium pratense (red clover)
Lineage: Eukaryota; Viridiplantae; Streptophyta; Magnoliopsida; Fabales; Fabaceae
Exons: 12
Coding region: 161-1441 (426 amino acids)
Source: RefSeq, a predicted model, not a curated record